ACGAAAUACUACCCGGAAAGAGCAGUGGCGUGCAUUAGACAACAGAGCGCGAGAUGGGAGAUACACUGAAUGAAAUGCUGUAAGGGAUAUUCAACGUCAAACAUUUAUAUUUUUUGUGCUAUUAGUUUAUCAGGAUGUCGGCGUCUGCUAUAUUCAUCCUGGACCUUAAAGGAAAGGUGUUGAUCAGUCGUAACUACAUGGGAAACAUGGACAUGAAUGAGGUCGACCACUUCAUGCCCAUUAUGAUGAGGAUGGAGGAGGAUGCAGACUCAUCGCCCCUGGUGACACACGGCUCCGCCCACUUCCUGUGGAUCAAACACAGAAACCUCUACCUGGUGGCAAUGACCAAGAAGAAUGCCAAUGCAGCCCUGGUCUACUCCUUCCUCUACAAAAUGGUGGAGGUGUUUAAGGAGUACUUUAAGGAGCUGGAGGAGGAGAGUAUCCGUGACAACUUUGUGACUGUGUAUGAGCUGAUGGACGAGAUCAUGGACUUUGGCUUCCCUCAGACCACAGACAGCAAGAUCCUGCAAGAGUACAUCACCCAACAGGGUCACAAACUGAGUGUGGGCGCCCCUCGCCCCCCCGCCACCGUCACCAACGCUGUGUCCUGGAGGUCGGAGGGCAUCAAGUACAGGAAGAACGAGGUGUUCAUGGACGUCAUCGAGUCCGUCAACCUACUGGUGAGUGCUACCGGCAGUGUCCUGCGUAGUGAGAUUGUGGGCAGCAUCAAGCUCAAGGUGGUCCUGUCUGGGAUGCCUGAACUCAGACUGGGCCUCAACGACAAAGUGCUCUUUGAAAUCACAGGACGAGAGAAAUGUAAGACGGUAGAGCUGGAGGAUGUCAAGUUCCAUCAAUGUGUCCGUCUGUCCCGCUUCGAGAACGACCGCACCAUCUCCUUCAUCCCCCCCGACGGAGAGUCCGAGCUCAUGUCCUACCGCCUCAACACCACGGUGAAGCCUCUGAUAUGGAUUGAGAGUGUGAUUGAGAAGUUCUCCCACAGCCGAGUGGAGAUCAAGGUUAAGGCCAGGAGUCAGUUUAAGAGUCGCUCCACUGCCAACAAUGUGGCCAUCAUGGUACCUGUGCCCAGCGAUGCCGACUCGCCCAAAUUCAAGACGAGUACAGGCAGCUGCAAGUAUCUUCCUGAGAAGAGCAUGGUGCAGUGGAACAUCAAGUCCUUCCCUGGGGGGAAAGAGUACAUGAUGAGGGCUCACUUUGGUCUGCCUAGUGUGGAGAGUACUGAGUUGGAGGGGAGAAGGCCCAUCACUGUCAACUUUGAGAUCCCCUAUUUCACUGUAUCUGGUAUCCAGGUACGCUACCUGAAGAUCAUUGAGAAAAGUGGCUAUGAGGCCUUACCAUGGGUACGCUAUAUAACACAGAGUGGAGAUUAUCAACUCCGGACAAACUAAGGGCGAGCCUGCUGCUAGACAAAUAGAUCGUCACUCUCUCCCUCUCUCUGGGAGUGAGAGACAACAGAGGACAAGGAAGGGGGAACAACUUUCACCACUGUCAAUUCUCAAAGGACCAGGUAGUCAUCUUGCACACUCUGCAGACAUGAGGACCUUCAAGACUCAAUUUCCCUUCAGAACUCGACUGUUGUCACCUUUGACCUUUGCUGUGUUACAUCAUCUGGAGAAACAUGUUUUAUUUCUUUCGAAUAAUGAACCUAGUGGUUUUCUUAUUGGUCACAUUGUAAACAUUUGUAUAGUUGUAUUUUCUUCUUAAAGCUGGAAGAAUUCAGGACAUUUAUGAUCUCUGAAGUGUGAACGUUGAAACCUGUGUACAGCACUGAUAUAAAAUGAUAUCUGGUUGGUGUGGAUGCUAGCAGUUGAUGUUAUCUUGGGGCCAGCUGUAAGCAUAUAAUCCCCACUGUGUCCAAUGAGAUGAACACCAAGAUAAUGAAUAGGCCUGCAUAAUAUCAGCAGCUGUGUAUUACCAUAUUGUCGUCACAGUUCCUAGACAUGUGCUUGUACUCAGCUGACAACUACAAGGAAAAGACUGAAGGAAUUCUCUGUGUGCAAAUCACAAUUAUGUAGUGUUUCUAACAGUCUUGUGAUACAGACACAUUUAACGCCUCGAGGAAAAGCCAUGAUCAAAAUAAGUAAACCAAUAAUACAGGUGGUCCGAAAUGAACAGAAUGUUGUUUAGAUAGGAAACAAAGUGGACAUAUCUAUGUCAAUGUGUGAAAACCUAUGUCAAUGUGUCACCACCAAACAUAAACCCAACUUUUCCAAAGCAGCUAUUGGUUGGCAUGGUUACAGUAGUCUGUUGUGCGUGCAAUGCACCACCCCUCAUAUCAGUUCUGGUUCUCUCUCUGCCAGGGGAAGAGCUCUGGUUCUCUCUCUGCCAGGGGAAGAGCUCUGGUUCUCUCUGCCAGGGGAAGAGCUCUGGUUCUCUCUCUGCCAGGGGAAGAGCUCUGGUUCUCUCUCUGCCAGGGGAAGAGCUCUGGUUCUCUCUCUGCCAGGGGAAGAGCUCUGGUUCUCUCUGCCAGGGGAAGAGCUCUGGUUUGCUGUGUGUAGGCCUACUGUAUGAAAUCCAGACCUGGUUUCAAAUACAUGUUUAUUUGAGUAUUUGUUAUUUAAAUACUAAUUUUCUGUAUAUUUGAGUAUUUUCAAAUGUGGUGAAUCAAAACGUUUUUCCAAAAUACUAUUUUGAAAUACCUGGGAUAGAUGCGUGGGAGUAUAUUUGAGACAGUCUAAUUGAAUAUUUUAAAAUACUUUCCAAAUGUAUUUCCAAUAUUCAACUACUUGUUUUUUCAAAUAAAAAAUAUCUAAAUACUUACUUCCAAAUGUCUUUGAAAGUAAUUGAAAUAGCCUAAAUAGUAUGUGAACCCAGGUCUGAUGAAAUCUCAUAUUAAACCAGCCAUAUAAAAUAGUUGAUUAUGAGGAACAGGACAAAUAUGACUACACUCUUCCAGAUAUUCUCUCCAGUGGGGUUUUUAAUGAUUGUGUUUUUCAAUCUAUUAAUAUGUUAUUUAUUAACCUCUGUACGUCAAUGGGAGACAAAGGGAUCUAGAUUGUAAGGUACAAAGUCGUUUAUUUAUUUCUAUCUUCACUGGUUAUUUCCAUCUCUAUCAGUGAGAUGUUAUCAAAUGUAAGCCAGGGAACUGGACCUGAGGGCUCUCUCUCGCUCUCUCAAUUCAAUAGACUUUAUUGACAUGGCAAGAUUAAUGACUUACAUUGUCAAAGUAUACAUAUAGCAAAAAUGGUGGGACCAACAGCAAUAAUAAUAAUAAUAGUAGUAGUAGUAGUAGAAAUGGGAUUACCAUUAACAGCAACUACAACAACAAUAUUAAUGAGAAUAACAACACAUAAAAGCAAUGGUAGUAGACCAGUCUCAACAUGACUGAGAAGCCACAUGACAUGGUAUGAAAGACAAAACAAAAUGGGAAAUAUUGUUGACAUUACAUUGCACUUUUCACUGGCUGUCCUUCAGGUUGUGGCAGGAGGACACAUAUUUGGCUGCCAAAACUGCACAUUUUGGCUUUUCACCCAAUAAAUAUUUGAUUUUUUUCUUCAUCUUUUACAGUUUCAAAUUCUUUGUACUGAAUGAUAAUUUUGGGAAAGAAAAAUUAUCUUAGGUCUGAGUAUUUGUCACAGUGUAAUAGGAAAUGCAGCUCUGUCUCUACCUCUCCCCUGGAGCAGAGUGAGCACAGCCUGUCCUCUCUGAGCAGCCAGGUUUGACUGUGAUGACCGGUUUCUAUAGCCAGACUGUGCUCACUGAGUCUGUACCUAGUGAGUGUUUUCCUCAGUUUUCUAUCAGUCACAGUGUUCAGAAAGUCUGCCACCAUGUACUGUCUGUUUAGAGCCAAAUAGCAUUGAAGUUUACUUAGAUUUCUUUGUGGUGUCUUUCCAAAAGGUGGUAUAUUUUUCUUUUUGCUUUGUGAUGAUUUGGUUGGGCCAGAUUUUCUGAGUGAUGUCUUCAGGCUCUAUGGGGUUGGUUUGGGUUAGUGAACUGAGCCUCAGAACCAGCUGGCUGAGUGGACUCUUCUCUUGUUUCAUCUCUUGACAUUGUAGAGCUGUGUGAUGGAAUAGUUGUAAAAUUUGAUGGCUCUUUAUCUAUUCGAGCAAGGAGGGGUUUUUGCCCAAUUCUGCUCUACAUGUGUUAUUUGGAGGUUUUCUUUGCACUUGCAAUACAUUCUUGCAAAACUCAGCAUGCAGUAUUUUGAUUGGAUGUUUGUCCCAUUUAGUAAAUUCAUUAUUAGACAGCGGACCCCAUACUUCACUGCCAUAUAGAGCAAUUGGUUCUAUAACUGAUUGGAACAUUUUGAGCCAGACUCUAAUUGGAAUUUCGAUUUGAAUGUUCCUUUCAAUGGCAUAGGAUGCUCUUCUUGCUUUGUCUCUCAGCUCAUUCACAGCCAUGUGAAAGCUACCUGUGUUGCUGAUAUUUAGUCCUAGAUACGUGUAGUUUUUGGUGUGUUCUAAUAGAACUGUGUCCAAAUAGGAUUUAUAUUUGUCAUCCUGAUUUCCAGACGUUUUUUGGAAUAUCAUCAUAUUAGUUAUUUUUUAGAUUAACGGUCAGAACCCAGGUCUGACAGAACCUGUGCAGAUGAUCUAGAUGCUGCUGUAACCCCUCCCUAGUGGGAGAGAGUAGCACCAGGUCAUCUGCGUACAGCAGACCCUCCUUAGUGGGAGACAGCAGCACCAGGUCAUCUGCGUACAGUAGACACUUGAUUUCAGUGUUGUAGAGGGUGAGACCAGGUGCUGCCGAUUCUUCUAAUGUUUUUGUCAAUUCAUUAAUAGUGUUGGACUUAUUGGGCAGCCCUGUUUCACUCCACGUCCCUGAGAGAAGAAGUCUGUUUGCUUGUUGCCAAUUUUAACCAAACAUUUGUUUUUAGUGUACAUUGAUUUAAUAACAUCAUGUUGUUUUCUCUCCAAUACCACUUUCUAUUAGUUUAUAAAAAAAUACCUUCCUGCCAAACGGAAUCAAAUGCUUUCUUGAAGUCUACAAAACACGAGUAAAUGUUGCCUUUGUUUUGGUUUACUUGUUUGUCUAUUAGUGUGGAUAGUGUAAAUGUGGUCUGUUGUACAAUUGUAUUUAUGAUACUGCAGAAAAUUUUCCCCAAAUUGCUGUUAACGCAAAUUUCUUUGUAAUUAUUUGGGUCAAAUUUGUCUCCAUUUUUAUAGAUUGGUGUGAUCUUGGUUCUAAAUAUCGGGGAAAAUACCUGUAGUGAGGACAAUGUUGAAGAGUUUGAGUAUAGCAAUUUGAAUUUGUGGUCUGUAUAUUUGAUCAUUUCAUUUAAAACACCGUCAGCUCCACAGGCCUUUUUGGGUUGAAGAGUGCAUAGUUUUUCCCAAAAGAUGUCUUCUGUAAUUGGGGUAUCUGCAGGAUUCUGAUAGUCUGACUGCUGAUUCAAGGAUUUGUAAUUUUUUCUUGUAUAUAUUUUUGUUCUGGGCAUAGUGAUUUCUCCACAUAUCCCCAUUUUGGAUCACCAACUCCUCUUGAUGAGGUUUGUUUAAUUUAUUCCAAUUCUCUCAGAAGUGGUUUGAUUCUAUGGAUUCCUCAAUUACAUCCAGCUGAUUUCUAAUGUGCUGUUCCUUUUUUGUUCUUAGGGUGUGUUUGUAUUGCUUCAGUGUUUCUCCAUAUUGAAGGCGUAUAUUUUUGUUGUCUAGUUCUCUGUGUUUUUUUUUAUAACUUUCUGAGAUUUCUCCAAUCAUUAUCAACCCAUUUACAUAAUCUAUUCUUUUUGGUUUGCUCUUAUAUUUCUUUAGAUUAGCCAAGGAGGCUAAUUUGUCAAAUCUAAAGUUUAUGUUCCAAACGGCCAAAUGUACACUUUCAUUGCUUUAGGAGAAUGUUAAGGCUAAAAGAUUGUCCAGGAGAGAUUGUAUUUUUUGGCUACUAAUUGCUUUUUGGUAGAUUUCUGUACUGUAUGCACUUCAUCUAUAGGCCUGUUUAGUACCAUGUCAUUUAUUGGGCCCUGAUGCUUCAUGGUUGGGUUCCGCUCUUCUCAGAUACACUGUGAUUUUACUGUGGUCUGAGAGAGGUGUUAGUGGGCUGACUGUGAAGGCUCUGAGUUUAGGUCGGUGAGGAAGUAGUCUAAAGUACUGCUGCCAAGGGUUGAGCUGUAGGUGUACCUAUCAAAAGAGUCCCCUCUUAGCCUACCAUUGACUAUGUACAGACACAGUGUUCGACAGAGCUUCAGGAGCUGUACUCCAUUUUAGUUUUUCACUUUGUCAUAGUUGUUUCUGUGGGGGUACGUGGGGAGGGAAAGGUUGUUGCUUCCCGGUAGGCGUUUGUCCCCAUGACUGUUAAUAGGGUCUAGUUCUUCUGCUGUUCUAGCAUUCAGGUCUCCACAGACCAGUACGUUGCCUUGGGCCUGAAAGUGACUAAUCUCCCCCUCUAGAAUGGAGAAACUCUCUUCAUUGAAGUAAGGUGACUCUGAAGGGGGAAUGUAUGUGGCACAGAAGAAGAUGUUUUAUCUGUUAAGAUAGCCUCUUUGUUGAUUUUUAACCAGAUAAAGAAUUCUCCCGUUUUGAUCAAUUCGAUUGAAUUAGUUAGUUCAGAUUUAUACCAUAUUAGCAUUCCCCCUGAGUCUCUGCCCUGUCCUGAGUCACUGCCCUGUCCUGAGUCUCUGCCCUGUCCUGAGUCUCUGCCCUGUCUGAUUCCUUUUAAUUUAGUGGAUGGUAGGAUUAUCUCCCUAUAACCUAGUGGACAGCCAGUGGAAACAUCACCUCUGCACCAUGUUUCCUGUAGUACUACAAUAUCAAUAUCAUCAAUUUCUUUCAGGAAGUCUGGGUUUCUGCUCUUUAGCCCAAAAGCAGAGGACUUCAAGCCUUGUAAAUUCCAACAUGCAACGUAAAAAGAUUUCAUAACUGUGUUUUCUUUACCUUCAAAAUGAUAUACACUCACAAUCCAACAAGAACUAUUAAAAUGGGAUUUUUCAAUUAACGUAAACUCUUAUGCAAAUGUGAUUUGUUUAUCAUUUAAGAUAGCAUUUUUGUCGUGCGACUUGGAUGGAUAGUGUGAGGAUGGUGGAGUUCUUGUGCUCAUCUUACCAUGACCCUUGGCCUAUCACGUGAGCAUAGUAGACUCAGCAUUUGUUUAAUGUCACUCAUUUGGUUGGUGGAGGCUGGGCCAGUUGCUCCUCUCAGACUGUGCAUAGCUCUGCCUGCAGGGUUUUGGCUCCUCCAGGUGUGGGUGGGGGUUGGGGGGUGGUAGGCCUCGUCUGGGUGGGUCUGAAGCUGGUGUGGUCUGUGCUGUGCUGGCUGUGGUGGGCAUUGAGGUUGGUGGUUUGCUCACGCUCUCCCUGAGCAAGAAAACCUCCCCCUCCAGUUUGGUGAACUCAUCCCUCAUGGCAGCCAUGGUGGUGAGUAGGGCCUGAGCCUGCUCUGCACUGAGGGGGUCGCUCUCCUCCUGGGGUGUGUCCUCCACUAUGUUGGGAAGAGAGGUGCUGGAUGUGCCUUUUUGGGUGGGGAGAGUGGGGGUGAUGGUGGUGCUGGUGGAGUUUCUCUAUCUGCUCUCCUUAAUGGUCUGAAAGUCUGUUUCAAACAGCCUAAUGUUACUUUGCACCAUGACAGUCCCAGUCUUGUAGAGGUUGAUUGUUAUCAUGGUGCUGUCAGGGUUGUCUGUCUAUUUGACUUUCAACUUCCACCCAUUACAGAUUCCUUCUUUCUUUAUGGAUGGGUAGUGAGAGCAGACUGCUGACAGCCAUGCAUUUGGUUGGUCAGGGAGAAAGAUGAGAUUACUCACAUCACCGUUUUUUAGAGGUCUGCGAAAAGGGUUUCUGGCCUCCCCUUUAGUAGUUUUUGUUUAAAAGCUUUUCUCGUUGUGUCAUUUUUGGCCUCUGGAGAGUAGAGAAUGGACUCAGCGCUGAGGGGGAGUGGGGACAUGGUGCCUGUGGGCUCUGCUACUACUGCUGCUCUGUUUUGCUGUUUGUCUGCUGCUGUCGCUAGCUAGCUCUAAUUUAGCUCAGAAACUGGCAAAACAAAGUGAAAAAUCUUCACACCGAAAAAACAGAAGAUAUGUUUAAAGUUAGAGUCUGUGCUCCUUUUUGGUUUACUCACUCAGUUUGGUCAUUUGCUGUAGUUGUAUUAACUCCCCUUGCUAGGUUUGUUCUAGUUAAAUCUUUCUGGCUAGGUUUUUGUGGUGUAGCUAGCUAGCUAGAGUCAAAACUUCUUAACUUGAGGCGCAAAGUGACUUUUUUUCUAUUCUGAUUGAAUAGAGUUGUUGUUCAUCACUUCUUGUCUUGAAUUAUUUUUAGAUUUGAGUGUUUAUCACAUUCUAAAAACAAAAAAACUGAAAUAAAUCAGGAGCUCACAUUGAA
Messenger RNA from Salmo salar (Atlantic salmon), 8260 nucleotides. Its product is annotated as AP-1 complex subunit mu-2. Gene Ontology annotation, cellular component: clathrin adaptor complex. The record is from RefSeq and is a predicted model, not a curated record. Gene Ontology annotation, biological process: intracellular protein transport; vesicle-mediated transport. NCBI's taxonomy places the organism in Eukaryota, Metazoa, Chordata, Actinopteri, Salmoniformes, Salmonidae.